Molecule: messenger RNA, 345 nt
Organism: Cotesia congregata
Lineage: Eukaryota; Metazoa; Arthropoda; Insecta; Hymenoptera; Braconidae
Source: the annotation of a GenBank genome assembly
AUGAUAAAAGUCAACGAUUUAAUAAAACAUUAUCCAGAGAAGCGCAAAUUAAACACUCCGGAGUUAACAAGAGUAUCACAGCGAGCGGUUGAAAAGCAAGUGAUGGAAAAAAGCAACGAGCGACAGGUCCACGGGGUGAAUUACGUUCGUCCAUUUGGUGAUCUUCCUCGUGAAGGUGACACUGUUGGAGAUGGUUCUGGGCUACAGCCGUUACUGCUACCGCGUCGGCUUCCUGCUCCCGUUUUCAGACGAACCAUCAUAUUUACCUCAAAGACAAUUCACUCGUGUCCGUUGAUUCACGGGACAUUAAAUAAGCCAGUGGCCAUGAAAUCCACGAACUUCUAG